Molecule: messenger RNA, 567 nt
Organism: Microthlaspi erraticum
Lineage: Eukaryota; Viridiplantae; Streptophyta; Magnoliopsida; Brassicales; Brassicaceae
Source: the annotation of a GenBank genome assembly
AUGGAAGUUUUCGAUCCAAAGACCCAAACUUGGGAGCUUGUGGUGUGCCCUGUUGCAGAGAGAUGCAGGAGUCGUGUAUCCAAGAGCGCAGUGAUCGAAGGGAGAAUCUUGUACAUGUUUUUAGAUGGUGGCGUGGCUUACAAGCCAAGAGAAGAUAGUUGGGAAGCUAUACAAGGGCCGAGUCGUUUGGAAAUAGGAUGGCCACAGCGUUCUUACUGCGUGGUGGAUAACGUGCUGUGUUGUUUUAGAAAUCCGGAUGGUGUUAAAUGGUACGACAGUGAGGGACAAGAUUGGAUGAAUAUGAAGGGCUUGAGAGGAUUGCCUAGGUUUGAUGUUUAUAGUGUUCUUGGUGUGGCGGAUUACGGUGGGAAGUUGGCUGUUUUGUGGGCAAGUGGUCUCCGUGCUAAUGGAUAUGGGUAUAAGGAGAAGACGAUUUGGUGUGCGGUGAUUGUGCUUGAAAAACGGAACGGUGGUGAGGAGAUUUGGGGAGUGGUCGAGUGCAUUGACCCUGUUCUUACGGUCCCUGCCGCUUAUGAUAUGGUGCGUGCUCUUGCUGCUACUGUCUGA